Molecule: messenger RNA, 7988 nt
Organism: Myotis lucifugus (little brown bat)
Lineage: Eukaryota; Metazoa; Chordata; Mammalia; Chiroptera; Vespertilionidae
Gene: RNF150
Product: ring finger protein 150
Exons: 8
Coding region: 1-1092 (363 amino acids)
Source: RefSeq, a predicted model, not a curated record
AUGGCAGAACCCAAGCAUUGGUGGAUCUUCCAUAAGAUCCAGUCAUCCAACCGAUGCUCGGCCCACGACCGCCUGGCCUGCGACCCCAACACCAAGUUCGCCGUCCCGGCCCACGGCAAGAACUGGAUAGCCCUCAUCCCCAAGGGCAACUGCACGGACAGGGAUAAGAUCCGGAACGCGUUCCUGCAGAACGCCUCCGCCGUGGUCAUCUUCAACGUGGGCUCCCACACCAACGAGACCAUCACCAUGUCCCACGCAGGCGUAGAAGACAUCGUGGCGAUAAUGAUUCCUGAGCCCAAAGGGAAGGAGAUCGUCAGCCUGCUGGAAAGAAACAUCACCGUGACGAUGUACAUCACCAUCGGUACCCGGAACUUGCAGAAAUACGUGAGCCGCACGUCGGUUGUGUUUGUCUCCAUCUCCUUCAUCGUCCUGAUGAUCAUUUCCCUCGCAUGGCUGGUCUUUUAUUAUAUCCAGAGGUUUCGAUAUGCAAAUGCCAGGGACAGGAACCAGCGCCGACUGGGGGAUGCAGCGAAGAAAGCAAUCAGCAAGCUCCAGGUCAGGACCAUCAAGAAGGGCGACAAGGAAACAGAGCCCGACUUUGACAACUGUGCAGUCUGUAUUGAAGGGUACAAGCCCAGCGACGUGGUCCGGAUCUUGCCCUGCCGGCAUCUUUUCCACAAGUCCUGUGUUGACCCCUGGCUCCUAGACCAUCGCACCUGCCCCAUGUGCAAGAUGAACAUUCUUAAAGCCCUAGGGAUCCCGCCCAACGCCGACUGCAUGGACGACUUGCCCACCGACUACGAGGGAUCGCUGGGAGGCCCACCAACCAACCAGAUCACAGGUGCAAGCGACACGACUGUAAAUGAAAGUUCAGUCACUUUGGACCCUGCUGUUCGGACUGUGGGAGCCUUGCAGGUGGUCCAGGAUACAGACCCCACCCCGCAGGAGGGAGAAGUUAUCUUUUCUACUAACAGUGAGCAGGAGCCAGCUGUCAGCAGUGACUCUGAUAUCUCGCUGAUUAUGGCGAUGGAGGUUGGACUAUCUGAUGUAGAACUUUCCACCGACCAGGACUGCGAAGAGGUGAAAUCGUGAAAUGGCGAACACAGAAGAAAGGGAUGGUAGGACCCAUGGGGAAGGGGGGGAGGCGUGCCCGAGACUUGGACCAGGCACACACACCUCCAGAACACCUCGGCAUCGGCAGGGCGCUCUGCUCAAGAACGGUCAUGAAAAGCAAUAUCCAAAGUCCAGCUGAUCAGGAUGCAGUUUCUCCGUCUCUACAACAGCCUGCGGCCUUGGCAGCUUGGAAGCGGAAAGCUGGUGUUCCCUCCAGGGCCCUUGCAGACACUGAGGCCCCUAACAGACUGAAAGGACACUUUCGGGGCUUCUCGGUGUUCAUUUCAGUUUCCCCCAGUGUUGUUUUCUUGUUUGGGAAUUGUUGUUUGAUUUCCUUGGCAGUUUAUUUUUAAAGACCGUGUAUAGUUCCCUGUAGGUCCACUUCUUUGUUUUUCCUUCAAUCCACUCCAGCUUUUGCAUGGAGCUGUGUUUCGAAGCACCCAUCCCUGCUGUGAUCAGUCCAUGUCAGUCUCUGAGACUAAGGACUUUGACCUCUCAGCAUGAGUGUGCACGGCUUUGGGAAGGGCCUGGGCACCUGAAACAGGCGAAGGCCAGCUCUCAUUAGGAAUCUAAAUUCUUUUCAAUGGAUCUUAACACUCCCAGCUGCCAGAGACCCCAACACGGAGCUCUGAAUGUGCUGAGGCCGCUGCUCAUUCUGCUCAGCAACAUCACACUGGCUCCCGCCUGCCAGGCUCCGUGAAGGGCCAUGUGACAUGAGAAGGAAGCUGUAGGGAGGCAGUUUAAUUUGUCUGGAUCUUACAGGGUGUGGCUGAAAUUCUGAGCUCAGAAGUCCCCUCCAGGCUUUAAAGGCCACUCUCAUUGGCUGUAGGACUCUUAGCUGGAACUACGGGGCUAGUUUAAAAACCAGCUACCACCCAUUCUUCCUGAAAGCAAACUGCCUGUUGUGCUGGCUCCCCCAAGGCUAGGACAGGCUUUGUUACCUCACUGGCUUCUGCAGGAGAUGGAGGCUUUAGGAACGUCAGCUUUGAACCUGGUGUCCACCACCAUGGGGGUCUCACCUUCAUUCCAACACAUCUGUUACACCUCCCCAGCUCGAGGGUUGUAGGUGAAUCCUUUACAGAUUGUUUCCCAGGUCUCCCUGAGGGUGUCCAGACACCAAGUGAGGAGGGAGGGAGGAGUCGAUGAACCAUCUGGUCUAAAAAGUCCACCACGGGAGUUGGCUAAGUCCAAGUUUCUCCUGACUGAGAGAGACAGAGAAAGAAAAGGAGGCAUCUGUAUUUUGAAACGGUUAUGUUUGUAUCUUUUUUUGUAACUGUGACAGAAAUGUGCUAUUUUUUUCUGUGGGCAAUUUUGUAAUCCAUGUAGACUCUCCCCACGCAGAUGACUAAGGUGGUGAGCCGUCUCCCUGGACAGCCAUGGUCACCUUGUCCUCUGCAGGAGGCUGACCGGGACAGGAAGCUGCACUCCCUGAGUUCUCUGUGCAUCGAGGAGGCUUUUCCCUCUCCUCACACUAGCACUCACCCAAAAACAGAGUUUGGCUCUGCCGUGCGGCCUUGCUACCUGCUGAAGCGUAGGGUGUAGGUCAAGGAACACUGCGGGGUGCUCUUUGCCACCACCUUUGACCUUUCCUACUUGAUGCUUUCUACUUAGGUAGCAAGGCUAAGGGAAACGAUUGCCACCUUCAGAGAUAACCCAUCUGUCUGGGAGUCCAGCCCCUCCUGUACUGAAAUCCAGGGAGAAAUGAGGACGGCACUGAGGCAGGAGGCGGGAGGCCCAGGUGAGCCGCGUGCUUGCUGGGCCUCAACCUCUUCCUCUGUAAAGUGGAGGAAUUGAACAAGGUGGUGCCCAAGGCUCCUGUGGCCGUAGGACCACCAGUGAGCAGCUGGCCAGGGGAUCUAUUUAUUGCAGGUAGCGAUGGCAGGUAGCCCACUUUCCACCUUGGAGAGGCAGAGGUGCUGGGCGUGUAACAUAGAGGAACAGCUUUGGGGAUUUGGCGCUCCUGGGUUGCUAAGAAUGAACAUCUCAGUGAUUGAAGUUUCCAGCCAAAGGAGGAGUUGUUUGGUUUCACCUUGUUCUCAAUCUGCCGUUAGUCACAGAGUUUGCCUUCUCUGGACCCCUCAAAGCCUGGUUCUCAGUGUGCAGUUCUUCAUCUCCAGGUGUUUCCUUUCUCAGUCAGAAAGGGCCUGCAAUACCUACUCCUCCUGUCAGCUUGGCCCCAAACAAACUUCAGUGAUAACUUUAGUCAAGUGGACUUAAAAGGGCAAUUGAACAGAAGACUGCAUUGUAUUGCUUACCCAGAGAGAAAAUGCCUGUGGAGUGCAUGGUCCUCUGACCAUGGUUCUCUCUUCCUGCCAUGACCAGGUGCAGAGGAAUCGAUUGCAUGUGGCUGCGGCAACCCCUAGAGGGCGCUGUGUAGAUGCUGAGGGCCAGGAGGCUCCCUGGAGGCCUUGUGGGCCUGACCCCAUGGAGGCUCUGCCGCAAACCCCCUGAGUCUGUGAGGUUCUCCAGUUACCAAAGGUCUGUCUCUGGAGACUCCUCCUGUAGUUUUUUAAACAAUUUUUUUAACCAGCAUAGAAGGAUGCAGAAGAAAUGGAAACAGCCCUUCCCCCACAGUGUUUCUCACCACCUCCCACCAAAGACCUGGGGAUUCCAUGGUUCAUGGAGGGUGUCAAAAGGUUGGAGAACCCUCUGCAAGUAUAUGCAAAUUGCGUAUUUGCUGAUUUGCAUUUUUUCUGUCGUACGUGUCUAGACCAGCACCGUCCAAUAGAAAUGUAAUGCCAGUCACACGAGUGAUUUUAAGUUUUCUACUGGCCACGUUAGAAAAAGUAAACACGUAAUAAUAAUUUAAUAAUAUAUUUUUUGAAUCCAAUAUUAUUGUCUCAACAUGCAAUUCGUGUAAAAAGAAUUCAUGAAACACCUUACCUUCUUGUCCAUACUUAGUCCUCUAAAGCCGUUGCAUAGUUUACACUCAUGGCGCAUCUCAAUUUGGAUGAGCUACCGAUUGGACAGCACAGGUCUCCGGCUUCCACAAUAAUCUCAUAAGGUUCCCCAACCCUUACAAAGAAAAAAGGUGAAAACCUAAUUACCUCCUAAGAGAACUAGACUCCACCCAAGUUGCCUGAUCAGAGGCCCCGAGAUCCGUUUGUUUUGUAAUGGAUAAAUGUUCAGGCCGCCCUUUCUGAAAUACCUGCUGGGACUUUCUCACCACACCACUGAUGUCCAUUACCAUUUGCUGUGAUUUCUCUGACCAGUUGUUUUGUAGGAAGUCACACAAGCCAUGUUGAUUUGGUGCUGAAACAAAAGGAUAUCCCUCACUCACUUCCAUGGCAAGCCCUUAGACUUGAGCCAAAGAGAAUCCCAGACUGGAGUCAUCCAACUUGACCUCAACCCCUAGCUGUCCUUCUUCCUCUAGGAGUUGCUACCUCCUGUUGGCUGGUCCCUUUGGGAGGAACUUAGCCCGGAUCCUGAAGACAGCACCUGCAUGUUGAUGGAGUCUCCAGGGCUUGUCACCCCUGAAAUGUCAACUGCACCAUCUAGGCAGGGCGAGGGGAGAGUUUGAGAUGGUAGAAAGUUACUAAUGGCAAAGGCACCUACCUAUUCUGACAUCACAUAGUGAGCAUCAUACCCACGGAGGCAAGUCUCCAUCCAAAGAGGUUUGUUUAUUUUGUCUUGUUUUCAGCAUUUCCCUCAUUCUGGUGGAAAUGUCUCUGGACAUUCUUGGCUCUGGGUUUGGUCGUAUGGAAAUCCAUGGUGCCCGUGGCUAUUUCCAUUAGUGUCCUGACCUCCUUGCAGCCGCCAUGCUUUCAGGACCGAAAAUGCUGACAGGGAGCCUAGCAUAGGAUUCUUCCUCAUUUGUUUAGUUUUCUUUAGGUGAAACUUCUCGCAGAGCAUGCAGAAUAAAUGGCAUUUAAUCUUGACUGCACACAAAGAAUUCCCAUGAAAUCAAACUCUUUCAGAAAAUCUGGGAUGUAGAGUCACAUCCUCUAUGGAGCGAGGACCCAGCUUUCUGGUCCCAGGGUCCCAGAGGCAAUGUCCGGUAGCAUGUGUUAUGUGCUCUGACUUGGAGUUCUUUCCCUUUUCUGUCUCUGUGUCCAGCUUUCUCUGACUACCUGUCUGUCUCUGUGUACGCACACCUACACACAUUCUUCUCUCCUCUUUCAGAAAAAACCUUGGUGGCUCCAGACCUAUAGAGUCUCUAAUGUGAUUACCAUCCUUAGUGUUGGUGUUUUCUUCUUAUUCAUGACAACAUCUAUAGCUGCACUGCAGACGAUAAUACCCAGUUUACUCUAAAGGCAAAUUAACUUCCUCCUUAAAGGAGCUAGCCCCAUUUUCACUUUCAUGUCUAAUUUUAUCACAGACCAUCUAUAGCUAUUGCCUUUUUCUCCCAGGCCUCCUUGCUAGAAAAGUCUCCCAGGCAAGUAAUGGCAAGGAAACAACUCCAGAAUGCUGUCUAGGUUUAGUAUCUCCCACCUCCAGCAUCUGUGACCUUCCUGGCUCAGCCCAGGCCCCAGGGGCUAGGGUUUCUUAGAAAACUGUGUGGGCCGUACCGUAUCCGAUGGCCACUCUGCUUCCUAACAUUGUAGCACAAGAGCUUGCUCUUUGUAAGUGAUCUGAGAGGCCACCUCUUCCUUAAGACUGAAAAAGAGACACAAAGAAACCAGCUUCCUAACGGGAGGGACAUGGGGUUCCUUGGGCACUGCUCUGUGUCCCAGAAGUCCCUCAUCCAUGCCAUUGCAGGGCCAGGACAGAGAGUGCAUCUGGUGAUGGCAGGCCAAGGUGGUGUGGAUACCACCCGCAGGGAGUGGGAGCAGAGGGUGGCAGGAUAUGAAUAGGGGCAUUCUUCCCAAUAAAUGCUCAUCUCCUGGGUUUAGAGCCAACCUGGUUCGUGUGUGUGUGUGUGUGUGUGUGUGUGUGUGUGUGUGUGAAGGAGUUAAACACUCAUGAUUGCAGAGGUUUGGAUUACCUAAAAACUAAAUUAAUUCUGAGAAGUAGGUAUGAGUUUCUCAUCACUUACCUCUUCCCUUUUCCCACUUUGCUCCCCAUCUCACAACUCCAGGCCCUUUGUAAUAGAAAUGAUCAUUUGUGAAGACCCUUAGAUCAGUAGCCACACUUUUCCAUGUUGAGUCUUCUGACAGCACUGAAGUGUCCCCCCAAAACUAAAGAAGUGAUUCCAUGUCCCAGAUGUGGACCUUUCACUAUCGAUCCCCUGAGCUGCACAACCAGCUUGUUCUGCAAAGAACCUGCUGAUGUCGUUCACGUCUCUGCUUUCCUCCCUCUGAGCUAUGCCUGCUCCAGUGCUUCAUCCGUGGCUUUCUGCAGGAAUCUCAGUGAUCAAAGGCCUUCUCAUCCUUGUCACUAUUGACGUUUGCACUUACUACAGAGUCCUUCGCUCUGUGGCCACCCGAUCAAUGUUUGUUGAUGAUAUGAUAAGGCAAGUAAUUGCAUUUCUCAAAAGGCUGCAAGUCUAAACAGAGCACAGGAGAAGGAUCUGCGGAGAAGGUAGCUCAACCUGAGUUACCCAUAGUCACUGCCUGUUCUUGUCAUCCUGAAGGAAGCGGAGGGCUUAGAGAAGCAGGGAAAAUGUGGGGACCAUGUGUGCUCUGUAAACCAAAGAUGGCUCACCAUCCAAAUGGACACAUGCUUCUUCCAUUGAUCAGUUGCAUUGUCUCCUAAUGUUCUCAUGAAGAAAAGGGAAGGUGUGUUGCCUCGUCAAUCAAAGGAAACCGUGAAAUCUUCAGGGGGUUUCUUUUGCACGCUGGCAAUUGACCUUGACCUUUCUAAAUCCGGAAACAUAAAAACAAUGUCUUGUGGCCUUAGUACCACAACAUCUUUAAAGUCUAGUGGUUAGUUCCCCUUUCCCUCAGAAGUUUUAGAGAAACCGAGUGCUUUAUUCAACUCAGAAUAUUGUUCUCUUGAAGAAUGUGAUGAUUUUACAUAGCCAAAGAAUUUUCAUGUACAAGAGCUAGUUAAUUAGUAUCCCACUCUUAUGAAGAAAAUACCAAACGAUUGCGGUUAAAGAAGGAUGAUUAACAGGAACUCUGCUGUCUGCGUUUGUGUUGGUAUCUAUGGCACUUACUGUUCAGUGGGAUGUUAUUGUGAGGGGGCAGAGCGCCCUCUGCUGCAAAAUCACCAUUCUUUCAGCCGGUUGAUUUGACUAGAGUCAUCAUUUCAUCAACACCUAGUUGUUUGCCUUUUAUUAUCCAAUUCCCUCAGUAGUUGAGAAUUUGGUUUAUCAAAAGAGAAAGGACUGUCACAAACCCUGAAAGGUUGAAAGCCAACCCCACUGAAGACCUCACUGUCAGUAGCCCUUCCUUCUGCAAAAUGUUGACAAGUACUGGGCUCUGUUUGUAACAAGAGGCCUCUGGCUGGAAUGUUGGUGCAGUUAUAAGGCAACGGCCUGAUGGUUCUGUAACUUAACUUGAUUCUUGUCCAAUUGCAAAGGAAGCUCAAUAAACAGACUUCUUUCAUAUGAAUGUAGAUGGUAUGAAAUAUGUGUUUUUGUAUGUGUACAUAAUAAUAUAUUGACUUCCUGCUUUCACAUUAGUAAUCUGAAAUGGUUGUACCAUUUUAUAAUUAGAAAGAAAUGUAGGGGUGGGGGAAGGUGGAAGGGCUAUUUUUAUAGUGGGAUGUUCCUUAUAUUUAGAAAACUUGAAGUAAUUUUGUAUUUGUGAAAAGUUACAUUCCAUUCAAUUCCUGAAAAAAAAUAAUAAUAAUGGGUCUUGUUCUUUAAAGUAUUCAUGAGCUGAGAGAAUGAUGAUCCUCGUUUCCAGGGGAGCCUUCCAAGAAACUUGUAUAUGACACCCAAUUCUGUAGACUGCAGACCAUGACCUGCAAUUGCCAGUUCAAUGUGAAAAGGGAAAAAAAAAAACUUAUUUUAACCCCUCUGUAUAUAGCACAUUAUUCCCACCGAAAAA